AUGACCAGUACAUUACACAAGACAAAGAGGGUGCUUUCCAUCCAAUCACACGUCAUACAUGGCUACGUGGGAAACAAGGCCGCUACGUUCCCACUUCAGUACAGAGGUUGGGACGUGGACGUACUGAACACAGUUCAGUUUUCCAAUCACCCAGGGUACGCCCACUUUACGGGGUUCAAGUGCAGCACCGAUGAACUGGUAGACAUUGUAGAGAAGGGGUUGGUCGGGGCUCUCGGCAUCAAAUAUGAUGCCGUACUCAGUGGCUAUCUGCCCAAUGUUCAAGCCCUGCAGAAAGUAGCAGGAAUAGUGGGUCAAUUGUGUGAAGAGGACGAAAACGUCAAGUGGGUAUUAGAUCCUGUGCUGGGUGACAAUGGAAGGCUGUACGUGGACGAAGAAUGUGUCGCAGUGUACCAAGACAUUUUACAAAACUUCAAAAUUUUUUUAGCCACACCAAACCAGUUCGAAAUGGAACUACUGGUGGGGAUGCCAAUCCGUACCUUAGACAAUGCUAAGCGUGCAUUUGAACUAUUUCAUAGGAAGUACCCUAGAGUGACUCGAGUAGUCGUCACCAGCCUGGAACUAUCUGAAUUCCUGAGCGAUAACACGUACGUAGUAGCAGGGUUUGAUUCCUCGGUCAGUGACGAAAUAUUCCUCUACAAAAUCCCCAAGAUCAACGCAACAUUUAGCGGAAGUGGCGAUCUGAUCAGCGCCAUGCUUACCGACUCGUUGCUAAACGGCCACGGUCGUAACCAGCUGCCAUUAAGUGCAUCCUUAGGUCAAGUAUUGUGGCUCGUCACAAGCAUCCUACAAAAAACGUAUGAUUUAAACGUAGCUGGUCAGGACCCACAAGACUCUGCUAUAAAAAUCAAAGAUUUGAAGCUGAUUCAGUGCAGAGACAUCCUAAAGCAAGAUCCUGUACCCUCGAUGGGCAAGCCAGAAACCAUUAAAAUAUAA
Molecule: messenger RNA, 954 nt
Organism: Saccharomyces paradoxus
Lineage: Eukaryota; Fungi; Ascomycota; Saccharomycetes; Saccharomycetales; Saccharomycetaceae
Gene: BUD17
Product: putative pyridoxal kinase BUD17
Exons: 1
Coding region: 1-954 (317 amino acids)
Biological process (GO): pyridoxal 5'-phosphate salvage
Cellular component (GO): cytosol
Molecular function (GO): pyridoxal kinase activity
Source: RefSeq, a predicted model, not a curated record